UAAGAUUGAGAUAAGAAAUUAGGGUUUUUUAUCGGAUAUAAAAUCCCGCAAAGAGCCCUAAACCUCACCAAAGCAUUUUAGCCGCCGCAGCCCUCUCUUUCUCUUCCGGCUGGUGUUGAAUUAGGUGAUUUGAGCUUUGUGUUCCUUGUUCGGUUAAGCAACCCGCAAAGAUGCAGAACGAAGAGGGGCAAAACAUGGAUCUUUAUAUCCCUAGGAAAUGUUCUGCUACUAACAGGCUCAUCACCUCCAAGGAUCAUGCAUCUGUUCAGAUUAACAUUGGACACUUGGAUGAGCUUGGCAGAUACACUGGCACAUUCUCCACUUUUGCUCUUUGUGGCUUUGUCCGUGCCCAGGGUGACGCUGACAGUGCUCUUGACAGGCUCUGGCAGAAGAAGAAAGCUGAAGUCCGACAGCAGUAGUUGGGAAACCUUUUAUUACUAGUCUGUCUCUGAACUUGGAGGGAAACUGUUUUGGUAAUGACUAAUAAGUUCUAGUUUCUUUUGGUGGAUUAUGAUGUUUAUUACUUAGCUUGCUUGCAUUUGAACCUAGUAUAUGCCUUCAAUUUUGUGUUCUCCACAUUUUUGUAGUCUGUGGUUAUGAUAGUUUUGUUAAAUUUCUGCAUAUCCAAAUGCUCUAGUAGCCGAUGCCUGAUGGAAUUUUUAUGGUUCACAAUAGCUCGGUUGAGAGCUUCGAAUAACUUGUAUUUGAAUUGGAAAAGUUGCAUCUAAGAAAGAUUAAACCAACGAUUUCUGAGA
Durio zibethinus is the source of this 755-nucleotide messenger RNA. RefSeq names its product small ribosomal subunit protein eS21-like. Gene Ontology annotation, biological process: translation. The record is from RefSeq and is a predicted model, not a curated record. Gene Ontology annotation, molecular function: structural constituent of ribosome. Lineage: Eukaryota; Viridiplantae; Streptophyta; Magnoliopsida; Malvales; Malvaceae. Gene Ontology annotation, cellular component: ribosome.